AUGACCACAAGUCUUGUCUUGUCACCUCCAAGUCCAGUAGCACUCAUAGAGCCCUCCCCUCAAGUUCCAAGACCAUUCUACUUCUUUAAAUAA
Cavenderia fasciculata is the source of this 93-nucleotide messenger RNA. RefSeq lists its product as uncharacterized. The record is from RefSeq and is a predicted model, not a curated record. Bases 1 to 93 code for a protein of 30 amino acids. Lineage: Eukaryota; Evosea; Eumycetozoa; Acytosteliales; Cavenderiaceae. The transcript has a single exon.